AUGGGAGCAGUGUUGACCCCUCUGGAGAAGCUAGUGGUCUUGAGUGCAUGGUUAAGUGCUGCCAUUGUGUCAAUAUCUCCAUUCCAGCCGUUCCACUCGCAAGCUUCGCAUUUUUCAGAAGGGAUCCCUCCCCCCUCAUGGGUCGUUGACUGCAGAACACCAGAGGGAAAGCAGUUAUGCGCCGUAAUUAGCGCAGCUCUGCUGGCUUCGCCUGGUGAUGUCGGAGCUUCUACCCAGCGGUUAAUUGAUGCUACGAAGAUUAUCGUGCGGCUUCGUGGAGACAAGGAGGAUCAUGCCUUUGUAAAUCUCAUCGGCUCUGUCAUAUCUGUUGCCCUGAAACGUCGCAUCAGGCAGGCCGAUUGGGCGGGCAUCUCAGACAUAGAGGAGCUUAUUGCUGAUGCGGAGAGUCUUCUGGAGUUAGCGGCCCCAGCAGCCGUUGCUUCAUUACGUAGCUAUGCAAAGACGACUUUCGAAGCCCAUGCCAGCAAUGCUGAACCCUUAGUGGAAUGGCUGUGCUCCCGGACACACAGCAAAGCUGCACUUUCAACAGGAACACCUGCCGCUGAUGGCGAGGGAGAAGAAGAACCGUCAGUUCAAGACACAACAGAGCGAGCUCGUCAGAUACACAGCCAAGGGAUGGAAGUGGAAGGGCGGCUUCGCGCUCGAAAGCUUGAGGAGCAUAUAGCUCCCCAAGAUGACUCAGUUAUCUGGAUAGCUAACUUAUCUUCGUUGCUUCUAGCAGCACCCCUGCACACUCUUUCCGCUUGGAGGCGCACGUCUACUUUGCCAGCCGUGCCCUCGGAUGCCUCUCCCCACCAGUGCUCGCACGGUCUCUUUGCUUUCGAUUGUAUUGAAGCUGACUUAGACAUAGAUUCAGAUCGCGUUCCUAACCCAGGAAAGGGGGAUGCGCCUCGUCUCCCAACUGAUUUGGCGAAUUGUCAGGAGCAGACACGAACAAAAUCGCCUUCCCGCAGCGGUGCUGUUUCGCCCUCGAAUGGAUCUCCAGCUUCCGUUUUCCGUGCUUCUGUCAGCCCGGAGAAGCGAAUCGAGCUAGUGGCAUCAGAAGCCGAGAGGCUUGCAGCUCCAGGCCAGUCAUCUGUUUGGCCUGCCCUUCUUCUUCUUUUCCAACGGGGGGCAACAGCAGCUUCCUUUGCGGUGGCCAGCAAUGCCCCCUUGCUAGCAUAUUCUAUUAUCGUGAACUUGGGCAAUGCCCUGCUGCUUGUCAAUCCAGAUGCUGCGUAUCUUGCCACUUAUCAAGAAGAUUUAACAGGUUCUAGCUCAGUGGAUGCCUUGUUUCCUCCUGAUGCUGUCUUUCUGGGCAAAGACCCUGCUGCAAUAAACACAAGAGAAAGCUCCAGAGGAGGAGACGGGCUUGCAGGCAACAAACAAGCACGACGGGGAGAUGCGAAAGCCACAGGACGCCAACGAGGCUCUGUAAUAUCUGGCGGGCUUAACAGUAGAGGCGGCAAGGCGCAACAGCCACUUGAUGCCAAGCCUCAGAUUUCUCUCUCUGUGGCAGCUGGGAUGAUCGCGCAGGCUUGUGUAGAUUUGCUUUUCCUGAUUUUACGGGAGCAUCUCCAUUUAGCUGACAAAGAUGAGCUAAGCGUCACCAACCUUGAAGAAAUGAUGAGACUGUAUGCUGUUCCCGAUGAGGGAUCCGCGGUAGUCUACUCAUCAAUGCUUGAGGCCACAGAAUGGUCUCCAGAGGAGGAGUCUUGCGAAACGCCGAACUCAGAGGCGGUAAACAGACAAGUUUUGUUAUGCCAGCGGGCAUUUGAUUUGAAAAGAGUGAACACGUGGCACCUCGGAGGAGUCUUUAUAUUUUGCGUUAGGGUCAUGCUUCAUCGAGGCCGGCUUCAUCAAGCUGUGGCGCUUUGCCGCCGCUUCAGUAGGCUUGGAAGAGGUCCACCAUUCCGGUGUGCUGUUAGCCUUGGCCUUUGGGCACAACAAAAGAUUAUUUCUGCAAAGAAGGAAGCUCUAAAAAAUGUUCUGGAACUUAUGGGAGAAGCGGCAAGGGAGCAGGAGCAUGCAAACGAGAAGCUUUUGGCUGCGAGGAUAGCAUCGCUAGAAAAGGAGCCCCAAGAGCCGUAG
Messenger RNA from Eimeria necatrix, 2091 nucleotides. RefSeq lists its product as hypothetical. Lineage: Eukaryota; Apicomplexa; Conoidasida; Eucoccidiorida; Eimeriidae. The coding region runs from base 1 to 2091 and encodes 696 amino acids. The transcript has 3 exons. The record is from RefSeq and is a predicted model, not a curated record.